GGCGCUGCGGGCACGUGGCGGCGGCGCGAGCGGGCCGUGCAGCCGCGCAGGCCCAUGGAGAUCCUCACCAGCAUCUACGCGCUGCUCUCCGGCGGCCAAGGAGUGAACCCCAAGAUCGACUCGAUAGCGUUCCGACUUCACUGUGGCGCGACCACGGCGGCGCUGCUCGCAGCGAGCGCGGCCCUGACCACGCGCCAUCUAGUGGGCAACCCUAUAGACUGCAUACACACAAGGGACAUCCCAGAAGACGUACUAAACACGUACUGCUGGAUCCACUCCACAUUCACGGUGGCUGGCGAGGCAGGCACAGGGGCCGUACCCAGGCGUGCGCGGCGCGGGCACGUCCCCCAGGCGCUACGGGAAGUACUACCAGUGGGUCGCGUUCACACUCUUCUUUCAGGUCAGUGCCCUACUCUUUCUGUGUUUAUUCUUCAUUUAGGAACAAUGCAACAAUUUUUACAAAGAAAGAAGCGUGCAUUAUGA
Manduca sexta (tobacco hornworm) is the source of this 483-nucleotide messenger RNA. RefSeq lists its product as uncharacterized. The coding region runs from base 55 to 483 and encodes 142 amino acids. Gene Ontology annotation, molecular function: gap junction channel activity. NCBI's taxonomy places the organism in Eukaryota, Metazoa, Arthropoda, Insecta, Lepidoptera, Sphingidae. The record is from RefSeq and is a predicted model, not a curated record. Gene Ontology annotation, cellular component: gap junction; plasma membrane. The transcript has 3 exons.